This is a messenger RNA of Anthonomus grandis grandis, 2034 nucleotides long. RefSeq names its product mitochondrial Rho GTPase-like. Gene Ontology annotation, molecular function: GTPase activity; calcium ion binding; GTP binding. The transcript has a single exon. Bases 100 to 1932 code for a protein of 610 amino acids. The record is from RefSeq and is a predicted model, not a curated record. Gene Ontology annotation, cellular component: mitochondrial outer membrane. Gene Ontology annotation, biological process: mitochondrion organization; small GTPase-mediated signal transduction. NCBI's taxonomy places the organism in Eukaryota, Metazoa, Arthropoda, Insecta, Coleoptera, Curculionidae.
CUGUCACCACAAACUAUAAUUUUCGUUUUGUCAAUCACUAUGUUGUUAUUAUUCUUACAUUUACUCGUGCACUAACUCAUUCUGUUUAAACACACAAAAAUGGUGGCAAAUCAUCAAAACCAACGGACAAUCAAUAUCCUGUUGGUGGGGGACCGUAAAGUGGGCAAAACCACCAUCAUUUUAUCCCUAGUGAGUGAGGAAUUCCCUGAAAAUGUCCCCGCAAGGUCGGAUGAUAUCACUAUUCCCGCCGACGUUACUCACGAGAACAUUCCCUCGAACAUCGUCGAUUUUUCGGCCGAAGAACAAUCUGAACAAGACCUGAUUGACCUAAUUAAACAAGCGAAUGUGAUAUGCAUCGUGUACGCAGUAAACAAUAGAGAGUCCGUCCAAAGAAUAUCCUCAUAUUGGAUGCCCUUAAUUCGACAAAACUCUUCUGAGAUCCCACACCCGGUGGUGCUGGUGGGUAACAAGAUCGACCUCGUCGAAUACUCCACCAUAGACAACAUUUACGAAAUAAUGGAACGUUUCACAGAAAUCGAAACUUGCAUCGAGUGUUCCGCGAAAACGUUAAAAAACAUCACCGAGGUGUUCUAUUACGCGCAAAAGGCGGUCCUACAUCCCACCGCUCCGAUUUACUCCCUGGAAAACGCGGACUUAUCGGAAGCAUGUAAAAAAGCCUUGAUCCGGAUAUUUAAAAUCUGCGACACGGACUGCGACGGUUUCCUAAACGAUGUCGAAUUAAAUCACUUUCAAUCGCGUUGCUUCAACGCACCGCUACAACCCAACGCUCUGGAAGACGUCAAGAUGGUUCUGAAGAAAAACCUGGAAGAAUCCAGCGACAGGGGCGUGUCACUGAAGGGUUUUUUAUUCCUGCAUAACCUUUUUAUUCAACGCGGCAAAAAUGAAACCACUUGGACCGUUUUGAGGAAGUUUGGAUACAAUGAUAACUUGAACAUGUCCAAGGAGUAUUUGUACCCCAGCAUUGAGGUCCCUGCAGGAUGUACCACCGAACUCUCUGCUAGAGGCAGGCAAUUUAUUACAAACCUAUUUAACAAAUAUGAUAAAGACAUUGAUAGAGCACUCUCUCCUAAUGAAUAUCAAGAUUUAUUUUCUACUUGCCCAACACCUGCUUGGGACUAUGAUUUAAUUAGUUGUAUGGUGGAGACCAAUAAAGAAGGCUGGAUUACUUAUCAAGGAUUUAUGUCCCAGUGGGCCCUAAUGACCUCAAUUAAUUUACCAAAGACUUUUGAGCUAUUGGCCUACUUGGGGUACAAUAUUUAUGACAAUGGCAAUCAGCUUUCAGCAAUUAAUGUAGUAGGCAAAAAAGAGCAGCGGUCAGUGUAUCAGUGCCACGUUAUCGGUGCUUCUGGUGCAGGAAAAACGACGUUCUGCAAAAGUUUCAUUAAUAAGCGACAUAAACUAGGAGAACCAUCCUCAUAUACAGCCAACACUGUUCAGGUUUACGGACAGGAAAAAACGAUGAUUUUAAAGGAGAUUAACGUGAGGAGUCAGAGUUCUGAGUCGCUUGCACCUCACCAAGUAUUGUGCGACGUGGCUUGUUUGGUUUAUGACCUCAACAAUCCGAAAAGUUUCGAGUACGUCGCUCGAGUGUACAUAAAACAUUUUGCAGAAGAGCAAAUACCGGUGCUAAUAGUGGCUUGCAAGGACGACCUAGAGGAGGUGACUCAAAAUUAUUUAGUACAACCAACCGGAUUUUGUCAGAAGUACAAAAUGCCACCUCCACAACGGUUUAGCUUGAAGACUCAACCUCGAAAGGAUCUGUUUGUUAAGUUGACUACUAUGGCCGCUUUUCCCAAUUUGAUCACGAGCGGUUCAAUCGGAUGGUGGAAAACUGGUUUGAGCUUAGCAGCGGUCGCCGCUUUAGGACUGAUCGUUGCCAAAGUUCUUAACUCGAAUCAAAAAAUAAGAUAAUAAUUAACCUCAUUCGGACGUACGAUAUUUUUUUUUAUAUAUUUUUUAAUAUAUUGAUUUAUUAACCCUUAGAAACAAGUUUAAACAGGAAUAUUAAUUCUA